AUGUCUACAGUCUGUCUGUCUUUAGUAUCUUUAGCAUCGGCUAUCGCGUUGUGUGGCGCUGCCGCUGACCUAAAAUUUCCAGUUGGCAUCGAGCAAGAUCCCCAGUUGUCUCUGGCGAAGUUCAAUUCCAUUCUUUUGACCGAGACUGCCUUAGAAUUCACAGCAUCCACUAAGUCAGUUCUUGGAAAGUCCACCGAGGAGUUAUGGCAGGAAUCAAUACAAUCUGCUUGGCUGUCGGCAGAAAUGAAAGAGGAAGAAGAUGAUCAGAACCAUCGAGUCAGGAAACGAGGCGUAGUAGGAAACAGUGGGGCAAGUUCAUUCUUGAUCUGCGAUGCAGUGAUCGGAAAACGAGGCGAAGACGCGAAGAAGGAUAUUGCAGCGGUGUUGGGUGAAACGAUGAUUACCGUGUACAAUAGGCGAGACAUGUCCUGCUUUGCACUUGAAGCGUUGCCGUCAGAGGUUAGGAAGUUGCCCAGGGGUAUGCAAUCGAUCCCAAUGUUUCCAGAGAUGAAGUUGCAACAGGGUCUGUUUGACAUCCUCGAAGACCAUGAGGCCCCGAUAAAAGGCGUUCAGGCUGUCUUUUGCCGAGGAGGAAGCAAGUUAACUCGCGAGACACUCCUGGGAAGUCUCACGAAUGAAGACAGAAGGAGCCGCCGACUUGAAGAGUUCCUCCAAUCGAGGAAUACUAGACACAAUGAUAGUGAGCCAAGGUUGCACCGUCGGCUCGAGGGGUUUGCCGAUGAAUCGUGUAUGGAAAUGGUGUCCAAAGUUGGCUUCAGUGUUCCCACUGAUGGAGAAGAUUUCGCCACAAUCACGUUUCCCGAUGAUGCCAGAAGUCAGUUUCCCCAGCAGUGUUCUUACUCUCUUUUGAUUGAUUUGGCUCUUCAUGCCGAGGUCUGCUUCAUUGGUGCGUUGCUGCAUGUCAAGCCUCGAAACUCAGUCGCCAGUGGCAUCAUCCAGAGCGGGGACAAGGAUGACAAGCCCUUCCAUGAAGUCGGGCUUGAUGGGAGAGAUCAAAUUGUAGCAAUAUCUGACAGUGGGCUUGAUGUGGACCAUUGCUACUUUUGGGACCCAGAUAAGUCUGUACCCAGAGACACAUCUAAGACCUUCGAUCCAUCUCCCCGGAAAGUGGUACAGUACCUUGCUUAUGCCGACUCGCAGGACGUCGCGGGUGGCCACGGGACACACGUAGCGGCAACACUUGCUGGGCACAGAGCAGUUGAUGGAAGGUCCGAGUCUGAUGAUGGUGAAAAUGGGGUGGCUAAAGCUGCCAAGAUCGCUUUUUUUGAUAUUGGGAAUUCUGUCUACAAUACUCUGCAACUGCCUCCAAAUGUGUUUGACAUUUUCUCAACCGGAUAUGAUGUCAAUGCCAGAGUGCACACUGCUUCCUGGGGGAGUGAUACAAACUAUUACACUAGUUUGGAUCAAGCCGUGGAUGCCUACAUCUCAAAGCACCCUGACUUCCUUCUUGUGGUUGCAGCAGGGAAUCUCGGAGACCUCGGCCUUCACACGGUGGGCACCCCGGCAAUUAGCAAAAAUGCAUUGGCAGUGGGUGCAACAGAAUCCACACAGCCACGUAUCCCAGUUCACAUGAAAGGUCCUGACUAUCUAGCAAACUUCUCCAGUAGAGGUCCCACGGCUGACUUGAGAAUGAAGCCAGAUGUGUGUGCACCAGGAAUCUAUUUGAAGUCGGCCAAGGCCAAUCCUGACGAGGUUGGCGAAUGUGAUGAUACCGAUGGACUCGAGCUGCGAUCUGGCACAAGCAUGGCCGCGCCUGUGGUCGCGGGGGCUGCGACCCUUAUUCGGCAGUACUUUAUGGAAGGUUGGUUAGCAGAGGGGCGAAGAAACCCGGCAGAGGGCUUCCAUCCAAGGGCAAGCCUUCUCAAGGCUGUCCUCAUCAAUGGUGCUCAGGAACUAUUGGGGGUUGAAGAUGCACCUAAUCUCAUCAGCGAGACGCAUGCAUACGACGCUCAUCAAGGGUUUGGUCGAGUGGAAUUGAUCAAGUCACUCCCCAUUGCUGGCAAGAACAACUUCAACGCCAAGGUCGUGAACGCACAGUCCAUUGGAAAUCAUGGGAAGGACGAAUAUGUCCUCCAAAUUGACAAGACGGACAGCUGCAAUGAACCCCUCAGUAUCACCCUCGUAUGGACCGACCCAAUCGUGAGCCCUUUUUGCAUGCAGUGUACUGUGAACGACCUCGAUUUGUAUGUUACCAGCACCAAUAAUCCCAAGCGAAUCUUUCCGAACGGGUUGUCUCAGGCUGACACGCUGAACAACGCAGAAAGGAUUCGCGUGGACGACCCUCGCGAGGGCGACACGUACACAAUCCACGUUGAAGCCAAGGAUUUGGUUUCGACACAGGACUACUCUCUUGUUGUCUCGGGGUGCUUUAAAGAGGUUGAAGAAACCGCGAUUGUCCCGACCUGCCGAGAUUCCGGCGGUGAUGUUGUCGUUUCUGACACCGAGGUAGAAUCGUGCUUCUGGCUGGCAAGGAACUUCGACGACUUCGGUUCCUUAUGUGAAUUGAUCGAUGUUGCAUCUCGCUGCCAGCAGACUUGCAAUUUUUGUGACAAGCUCCUGCUGCCGACAACCUUCGAUGCUCCGGGUCCAAGCCUUUACGCAGAGGUUGGUAACUUUGAAGGCGCCUUCCGCUGGGAUGGCAUAAUGUUUGAAGUUUCAGCAGAAGAAGACUUGCUAAUCACUAGCCUGGACAUCCAUACCUGGCUGUCAACAAACUACACAGUUCAAGUCAAAACGAGAGCCAGCGAAACCGAAGACUGGACAACCGUCUGCGACACAAGAGUCACGGGACAGGGACAAGGGUUGUCAACACGAAUCCCGGCUAAAGCUUUCACCCAAGUAGAGGUCGCCGCAGGUCAGCGCCAGACUCUCUAUGUUACUCUAGACACGCCGGAACUUGUGAUGGAGCCGACUCCAUCAGCGAGAGAAGACAUCACGUUCAGCAACCCCGAGCUGAAGGUUGGUAUGGGCCGCGCUGUCACCUACUCAACAGGCAAGGCGUAUCCAGGGUACACUUGGAAUGGCAAGGUUCGGUACAAGCUAAAGUCAACGGUGAAUGCGGAGCGGCCGCAAUGCGACGACAAGGCCGGGGACAUCACUAUUGAUCCGUUUGUGGGUACAAAACCUUGCAGCUGGCUUGCAGAACACAUGUAUCACUAUCGGCAUGUCUGCUCUUAUGUGGAGCAGUCAACGCAUUGCCCCAGAACGUGUGGAGUUUGCUACAUUGUUUCCCCGUAG
Molecule: messenger RNA, 3258 nt
Organism: Seminavis robusta
Lineage: Eukaryota; Bacillariophyta; Bacillariophyceae; Naviculales; Naviculaceae
Source: the annotation of a GenBank genome assembly